Onthophagus taurus is the source of this 590-nucleotide messenger RNA. Lineage: Eukaryota; Metazoa; Arthropoda; Insecta; Coleoptera; Scarabaeidae. The record is from RefSeq and is a predicted model, not a curated record.
UUAAGAAUUGCGGAAAUGCACAGGAAUUAUUGUGAGAAAAGAUCUGCUUCGGAUCAACCAUCAGUGUCAUACGAUUAUUAUGCUACUAUCUUCAACACAAAAUUCAAUAUCGGAUUCUUCGUUCCGAAAAAAGAUCAAUGCGAUCUUUGUGAAAGUUAUAAAAAUACACUAGACAAUGAGAAAAUGGAACUGAAACAAAAGUAUGAAGAACACUUAGAAGAAAAGGAGCUUAGUCGAAAAGAGAAAGAAAGUGACAAAAGAAGAGCACAAGAUGACGAAAUUACAUUGGCUGUUUAUGAUUUACAGGCAGUGUUGCCUGUACCUGUAGGACAAUCAUCAGCAUUCGUCUAUAAAUCUAGAUUAAAUUGCUAUAAUUUCACGAUAACGGAAUUAGCCAAAGAUACAACAAAGGCAUUCUUUUGGCAUGAAGUAUUUGGAAACAGAGGAGCGAUAGAAAUAAGAACCUGCACUUUAAUGUAUUUGGAAGAACUAUCAAAAAGCCACCCAGGAUCGGAUGUAGUAUUUUUUUCAAAUAACUGCAUGGGGCAACAAAAGAUUAGGUAUAAGAAGACAUAAUUAUGAAAUUUCCA